AUGAACAGAUGGUCUAUACUAACAAGAAGUUCACUCUUGAGACUAAGUAUACCGCGCAUAAGGUCAAGUCCAUUACCCACCACACUCCUCCGCUACAAUAGUUCAUCCUCAUCAUCAUCUCCAUUUGGUAAAUUAACCACUAAUCCUAUUGAAGAGAGGGAAAAGGAAAAAAGUGCAACUGCUAAUGAGAUAGCCAAGAAUGAAGAAGGUGAGAUUGAUAUCAGUUCAAUUACUCCUCAAAAUGAUGAACAGUUGAUUGAAUAUUACAAGAAUGAGGGUAAACCUUCAUCAUCACAACAAGAUAAAUUGGAGAAUUUAAUUCAUCCAUUAAAGAUUCAAUUAUUCAAUCAAUCAGUGUCACAACAUGGGUUUUUCAAAAAUGAUCAAAUAGUCACACAUCAAGGUAAAUCCUACAAGUUCCAUUUAACCCCCGAAGAGAUUGAUUUAUUAGAACCAUCGAUUUAUCUCCAAUCAUAUAGGAUAAAAUCCUCCAUGAAGAAAGCCACCGUAGUGAAUCGAUUUGUGCGUGGCUACGAUUUGAAAACCGCCAUAAAUCAAUUACACUUCAACCCCAAGAAGAUGGCUACUGAAUUGGAAAAAUUGUUGAAACGCGGGUUAACUAAACUGCAAGAAUUGGGGUAUGAUGAAGAUGCAAUGUAUAUUGCAAGGUUAUGGACGGGUAGUGAUGGAGAUUGGAGGAAACGAUUGGAUAUAAAGGGAAGAGGAAGACAUGGUGUUAUCAAACACCGGUAUAUCCAUUUGAAAUGUGUGUUGAAAACAGGUCAAACAAAACAAAGGUUGCAAUGGGAGAAACUUCAACGCGAAAAGACAAGUAAACCUAAGAUGUUUUUGAAUAAUGAGCCUUUGAAUAUCAAGGUUAGACCGUGGUAUAAGUGGUAA
Molecule: messenger RNA, 900 nt
Organism: Lodderomyces margitis
Lineage: Eukaryota; Fungi; Ascomycota; Pichiomycetes; Serinales; Debaryomycetaceae
Product: mitochondrial 54S ribosomal protein uL22m
Exons: 1
Coding region: 1-900 (299 amino acids)
Biological process (GO): translation; ribosome assembly
Cellular component (GO): mitochondrial large ribosomal subunit; ribosome
Molecular function (GO): structural constituent of ribosome
Source: RefSeq, a predicted model, not a curated record